Molecule: messenger RNA, 5205 nt
Organism: Chara braunii
Lineage: Eukaryota; Viridiplantae; Streptophyta; Charophyceae; Charales; Characeae
Source: the annotation of a GenBank genome assembly
AUGUAAUAGAUCGGUCAAGGUAUAAUGUUGAAUAAGGGGAUGUGCUUGUUUUCUUUUGCCAGGGGACUUAAAAAGAAGAGGCUAUUAUGAUGCCUGAGACUGGCGGCGCAUCAGUUGUUCCCAAGAAGGGUCUGACACUCGAUGACCUCAUCGCGACCAUCGACCGACAUGAAAGGAACCCGAACAACAUCCCAAAGGUCGAUACUUUCCACUUCUGUGGGGAGAGAGUUUCAGAAUGGCUAGAGAGGGUGGAACAAGCUUUGGUCGGGCGGCCGGAUGUUGUAAAGUUUCAACGCAUCCUUCAGUAUGUCCUCCACAGCUACCAUCAGGAGGUGAAGAAAGUCAUAGAUGCGGCUCAAGGUAGCUGGGAGAGGUUCAAUGAGGGAAUGCAGAGGAAAUACCGCCUGGGAGACGGGUUGUUGACUACCACGGACCUUGAGGCGAUGAACAAAGAAGAUUUUACGACUAUAGGGGCCUUUGUUCAAGAAUUUAAGAAGAGGGUGCGGAAGGUCCAUGGGAUUUCGGAGGAAGCACAGUGCGCCAUCUUCCUGGGGCUACUCACAGCAUCGGAGGCCGUCGAAUUGACGAGACAUGGAGGAGGUAGCACUAAGCUCACCUGGGCCACCAUUGACAGAGGGGUGGAAGUUGGGUGCUUGGACCAGGUGGAACAACGUCAGGUACGCCUGCAAAGACAGAAGAGAAAGGAAAGAGAUGCGACCGCUUCUGRGACCCCRGRAGUAACAAGGAUUGUUACAGACGUAUUGGCACAGCUAGGGUAUGCGACAGAGCCGGUGGUGCAAAGGAGGGUGGUGACGGCUGUUAAAGUAAAAGAAAAAGAGUCAGUGAUAGAGGAGGCUGGUCAGGAGGAGCUCUGGGAAAAAGGAAGAGCCCGUGCCGCAGCACCUGACGAAGGUCCAGCGCAAAGUGCUUCACAGGGCAGUGUUGUAGGAGGUGGGAACCAGGGGCAGGGCAAUCAAGGCAGUGAAGGGAGGGGUGGAGGAAAGGGGCGAGGCAUGAAUGGCGGCGGAAGAGGAAGGCAAUGGAAUGGCCAAGGCCAGGGGUACCAAGGCCAAGGGAGUCAAGGCCAGGGGUACCAAGGCCAAGGGAGUCAAGGCCAGGGGUACCAAAGCCAAGGGAGUCAAGGCCAAGGGUACCAAGGUCAGGGCUAUCAAGGUCGGGGGGAUCAGGGAAGUCAGGGGUAUGGAAGACUCCGCUUUGACUGGAGGACGGCCAUCUGUCAACAUUGUGACCAGCAGGGCCACACUAUAAGGUUCUGUAAUAUAAGACGGGAAGACGAGAGAAGUGGACUGAUUUCCUCUACUAUGGAUGGGAAUAUCUACGAUCAGUUUGGGGAGGUCAUUGACAGAAGGCUUGGAAGAGUGAGGGCUGAAGCCCAACGAAGAGCGGCAGCUGGACCACCACCCCCUGCCAUGUUCAGGCUAUGGCAGGAAAAGGAGAAACCACCGUUUGGGGUGGAAGAAGUGGGGAGCGAUGAGGAAGUGACUCAAGGGCUGCGAGGAGGAAGUGAGACGGAAGAGGCCAUAAUCAUCGAGUCAGAUGACGAGGAUGAGGAGGAAAGAACGGAGCCUCUGUCCAACUUUGCCGCUAAGACUGAACACCUGAGGAAGUUAGUCCGUCAGGAUCAGGAAUGGGUAUGGGGUGAGGAACAAGAAGAGGUGGUGGCAAAAAUGAAAGAGGAAUUUCGAGAAGGAGGGUUCGUGUUAGGAGCACCAGAUUAUGACGCCACAGAGACGCGACCCUUCAUUGUCGAAACGGAUGCGGGACCGACCGCCUUAGGGGGAGUUCUAAUACAGACCGACAUGGAAGGAAAGGAAAGGCCCUUGCGAUUUGAGAGCCAGACUCUCAGUACGACAGAGAGAAACUACUCUCAGUUCAAGAGGGAGACCGUUGCUGUCCUCCACUGUCUGCGAAUCUUCCGGAACUAUGUCUUCGGCAGGAGAUUUAUUUUGAGAGUGGAUCCGACCGCCCUGGCCUACUCUCUAAGGAAUUACGUUCCAUCGGAUCCGACGAUUGCCAGAUGGCUGACGUACAUCUGGAUGUUCAAUUUCGAAUUAGAACGGAUUCCUGGUAGUAAGAACCGGGCAGACGGGCUGAGUCGGAUCAACUGGGAUAAGCAGAAAGGGGAGGCGGUGGAGAAUACGCCCCUAGUUGAUGGAUUUCUAGAUCGGGAAGAAGAUGUUCGUCUCCAUAUCAAUAAGUGGUUGCUGCGAGUGCCCAGCUGUGUAGGCUAUCCUAUUUGGCAAGCGCCGAGCGGAUAUGAAAGGAGGACCAAGUUGGUCCUCAAACCCUUUAAAGAAGAGGAUCCCUCGGGCGGUAAGGAUGUUCAGUGGAUUGAGGAAGGACCUGGCCAGGUAGAACGGCAUGAGGACGUGAUGGGAGGAAUGUAUCUCCUCGUCAAUACGUUAUUGCAGGAAAGCCUAGACCAAUCAGGCUCGUUGAACCCGGCAGGGAAUGUGGACGAAAUACCCGAGAGCCAGGACGACGAGUUCGAAGAAGGGGAAAUUAAGGAAGCUUUUCGUGCAGAGGAGUACGACGGGAUCUACCUAGAGCUGAGGCUUCUUCUGUCAUGUGAAAUGCGGCUAAGAGAUGCGAGCGAUAUGGCUCAAAGGAUGCUGCAGCGCUACUUAGUGCGACACGGUCACCUUUUCGUGAGAAGGGAAGUGGGGAAUCCCAAGAGAGUCGUCUGCGGUAGGAAUCGUCAGAUCGACGUUGUAGCGGCGCUUCACGAUGGUAUUGCAGGAGGACAUCGAGGGGUACAAGCCACGUAUGCCAAAAUAAGUGAGUUGUACUACUGGGAUGGGAUGAUGGAUAUGGCCGGAAAGUUUUGCCGAUCUUGCGUACCUUGCCAGGAAAGAUCCCGUUUAAGGCAAGGAGAGCCGCUGCAUCCCAGGCUAGAGCCAGAGGUGGGGGCUGUAGUGCAUCUCGAUCUACUUUUUAUGCCACUUGGGGAUCAAGGCUAUAACUAUAUCUUCGAUGCGCGCGAUAACCUGUCUGGGUUCGUAGACGGGCGUGCUAUUCGCACAAAGACCAGGUCAGUCCUGGUGAGCUGCAUCGAGGAGUACUACCUGCGUUAUCCUUUCGUCAGGGAAUUCGUAAUGGACAGGGGAUCAGAGUUUACCUGCCAGGAGGUGCAAGAACUGUUAUCAAGGUCUGACUUUACGAAGACAGCCAUGCCAAGAGGAGGGAAGGGGACACGGCCGCCUCAGAGGCCGUUGGGCGCAUCAGGAGGAUAUGAGCGGCAUGGGCCUCGCCAUCGAGAGAGUACUCCAGUCUACAAUGAUGGGGACAUCGAGCUAUUCCUGGACAGUUUCUGGGAGCAUGCGAGGCRUAUGGGCUGGACCGUCGCUCAGGUGAUUGAGAGAUUGAGGGGAGCAGGUAGGUUCGAAGAGCCCAUUGCCAGGAUUCGUAGGGAGGCGACGACGAGGCAGGGGGUAGAGAUGAGGAUGGAGGAGUUGCGACCCUCGCCUGUGGGACCUGAUGGCAGGCCGAUCCGCCUGGAGAUUGGAAAUGCGUCGGACUUCAUCCCCGCGUUUGAAUGGUUCAUGCAAGAGCAGGGCAUACCAAAAGAUGAUUGGAUGCAGACGCUACCACUCUGGACCAGGAAGGCGGAAAGACCACUGGCUAUGCAGAUGAGGGACAUGGCACGAGAUUGGGAGAGCUGCAGGGCACAUUUCAGAGAGGCCUUUCGACGGCCAGAGCUCCCUCAGCCCAGAGUCGAGAGGCGGCAGAGGAGUCAGAGGCCGAGGGACCCUGAGCCCAGGGAGGUGAGACCAUCUCGAGGAGGACGGAAGGCCCUAGCCAGGAGAGAGCAGGAGCUAGAGGAUGAGGAGCGAGGGGCAUACCCURAGUGUGGGUUGGGGCCAGUGAAGUUCCAUCGUUUUACUGAGGGUGGAUUGAGGAGGUCGCCAGCAAACACACAGGGGGAGCCACCAGCAUCAGAGGGGCCCUUGAGGGAAUUGGAGAUGCAUUUAGAUAUUUCUCGGUGGAGGGCGUCGCUUCAGGGGAAGGAAGUGAUAGAGGUUGGAGAGGACACGCCCCCACAGACGCCAGCAGUGGGUUUGAAACUCGGGGAUGCACCAAGGAGCACCCGACAGGCAAAUGAGGGGUUGCAGAGAGAGGAGACCCCUUUACCUUCGUCAGAAAAGGCUCCUUCGCGAGAAGGGAGGGCAGAAAGAAGGAGAGAGAGGGCAGCUGUAAGGAGAGAAGCUUUGAUCCUGAUUGAUAGGCACCUAGCAGCUCAUGCCCUGGAGCACCCAGACCUGGAGGGGCCAGCACCUGCAGAGCCACGCCAGGAGUCAUGCCAGCCCGAGAAGGAGAUGGAAGCAGAGAUCCCAAAGAGGGUCGACCUCCGCACGAGGGAAAGGGUGUCAGCUGGAGAAACGGCUAAAGAAAAGAGAGCAAGAAGAACUAGACGGAUAGAUGAGAUAUGGCAGGAGAGGCAGAGGUUGGAGGCAGCGGGGGAGCUUCCGCAACAGCAACAGGAGAGGCAGAGAUCGGAAGCAGCAGGAGCACUCCCAGGUCAGCCACCCAGUGCGCCAACCAAGGCCCCGGAGAUUCCUGAGAUGUGGAGAGACUUCUGGGAGCAGAGAGGAGAGGAGCUUCCAUUGCCAGUCAGAGCCGGGUUUGGGGUGGCCAGGAAGGCGGAAGAAAGGUUAGAUCGUAAAAUCAAGUUCCUGGCCAAGACCACUUUUGACCGGCACUUGUUAUUGGAGGGCGAUCUGGCGGGGAAGAAAAUGAAGGAAGCCAGCCAUGGAGUACGUCUGGAGGCUAUGGAGAUGGAAAUUCAGGAACUUAGGGCUUUGGUGGCCAUCCAGGCAGCUAUCAUUGAGAGCCUGAGGCAGCAAACCCAGGGAAAGAUGAACAGACCAGAGAGCAUCCGGCAGGGAGAGCAGCCGGCAGGGAGAGCAGAGGCAGCCAGGACAAGGAUUGCCAGGACAGCCAUCUGCGACAGAGCCUCGCCAGGAGCCACCUAUGGGGAGGGUUAUCCUGGAGUCAGAGGAGGCGAUAGCACAGAGACAGGCGGAGAAAGAGGCGUUCGAGUUCAGAGCCCCUACCGAGCUCGCGACACUGCCAGUAGCAGCGGCGGGCCCAGUCGUACCUUUGGCAGUAGAGGAGGGGCUGCCACCAUCUAGCAGWGAGCCGGCUCAGGGCUCAGUAGAGGAAUCCAUGGGCGUGCUCCUUGAG